ACCCUUCAUCUGCAGCUAUGUCUGGCCCAUUACUGUGACAUCCAUGGGCCAACUCCCCUGAUGGUCACCGAGGGCCUGGCGGCACCCUGUAGCAUCUGCUACGAUGGCUCAGCCGCAGCAAGCGACAAGCCUCCACGCUCCGCUCCAGCUACAUCGGAAACGCAGCCUCGGGCGUCUUCAGCCGCAGUUACCGACGGUAUUCGAGAUUUGAGCUUAUCACAAGAUGGCCAGUCUCCUCGCCCAGCUUUGCGUCGAUCCCCUGGCACUGGUCCUGGCGCCAGUCAUGACGGCACUGCAGUGAGUGGCCUCGACACGCCUCCCGAGAGCCCGCGGCCCCUGUCCCAGCAGCCACGGCGAGACUCGAGUUACCGUAGGACCUAUGACGAAACUGUAACCCGAAAACAAGGCCCCUGCGACAAUUGCGCCAUGACGUUGCCCCGCAGGCAGCAGAACGCAGCGGCAGCUGGGGAGGAUGCCAUUGACCCGCGAUCACCAACCUUGCGUACCCGUGCGCCGGCUGAGCGUGUCUUUCUCCCCGUCGACCCAGCCUCGCCCCCAAAUUCGCAGUCAUCUAGUGACACUGAUGCGGAUCACGAGCUUCCAAGGCAGCCACGCAGCAGGAGAAAUGUGUCAUCUGUGAGUUCUCGGACUACGUCGUGCUCUAGCACGUCUACAACUUCGGAGCGUCAUCCCAGUCAUGUGCACUACGUGGAUUACACAUCGACCCAUGAACCAAUCCUUCCCGACUCCUUUUCUCUGAUUCGUGCCUCAUGUCUACGAGCUUUGUCUUUUGAGACCCUGCCGCGAGCUCCUUCGACCGCCACACCAGCGUCCUCCCCUCAGCAUCACAACUCGCCGUCUUUUGUCACCACACAGAGCGCUGGUUCGGCCGCGUCGGGCGGUGCCAUUUUCUUUGGUGAUUCACUAGCUGGGUACACCACUGCCUACAUCUUUCGAAUCCCUGAUGUGCACGCCCGAGGCCACAAACGAGUCUAUGCCUUCCUAGCCCUCAGCACCCAUAAAGAGAGGUUGGCCAUGAAAACGUUCGCAGGCGUUUCUUCUGCCUUCCGGGAGCUCGCUACUUGGAUCCAAACACUGGCCGAAUCUGAGGCUGAGCGUACCGCGGAAUCAUCUCCCAUUGGAAGCGUCCUGCAAAGCGGUGGGCCUGGUAGCCAUAUGGCAUCAUCAUCCGCCAUCGAUGCGCCGACUGUGGAUCGCAGCGGCAGUAGCUUUCUGACAGGAGGCAGUGGCUUCACCAGGCGCAUGGGAGGCCCUGGCGGCGUCUCCUCGCUCAAAGCUCGUGGCCUUGCGGAACUUGUUGGGCAGCCAGACUUCUUCAUCACCCUGCACAAGAAGUUUGUGCAGCUCUUGUUCGAAGUGGGCGUGUCCUUGAAUUCAUAA
Messenger RNA from Trichoderma virens Gv29-8, 1401 nucleotides. RefSeq lists its product as uncharacterized. Gene Ontology annotation, molecular function: GTPase activator activity. The record is from RefSeq and is a predicted model, not a curated record. The annotation marks the transcript as partial. The transcript has a single exon. Lineage: Eukaryota; Fungi; Ascomycota; Sordariomycetes; Hypocreales; Hypocreaceae. Gene Ontology annotation, cellular component: cytosol. Gene Ontology annotation, biological process: positive regulation of GTPase activity; positive regulation of TORC1 signaling.